This is a messenger RNA of Rubroshorea leprosula, 411 nucleotides long. NCBI's taxonomy places the organism in Eukaryota, Viridiplantae, Streptophyta, Magnoliopsida, Malvales, Dipterocarpaceae. The record is from the annotation of a GenBank genome assembly.
AGGUUUCUUUUAGACAAAGACUUUCUUAUGGACGUCUUUUGGACAGCUUUGAAGUAUUGAGAGAUGGCAAUUGGACACUGGACAGAACGUGCAACUUGUGCUAAGGAAGAAUGGCUCUCAACUUUGCAUUUAAAGGUUACUUCUAAAGCUAUUUUGGACGCUCAAAAGAGAGAUGGUUGUGUGAAGUGGUUUGCUGAAAAUGUGGCUUCAAGGAGUGCUGCUAGGGCAAGGCUUUUGGAUGUCACCAUUGUUUCUGGGGUGUGUGCCUAUCCCUUUGAGUCUUUGACACAGUUUGAUGGCGAAUGAUUUUGUUUAUUUUUUGGCUUAUGAAGUGUAAUAGUUUAUUAACUUUGUUACUUUGGAUAUUUGGUUAAAAUAUCCAAAUCAUAAAAUUAAAAGAAAUGAAUCACA